Gordionus sp. m RMFG-2023 is the source of this 4059-nucleotide messenger RNA. RefSeq names its product ankyrin repeat domain-containing protein 18A-like. Gene Ontology annotation, molecular function: protein binding. The transcript is spliced from 27 exons. The record is from RefSeq and is a predicted model, not a curated record. Bases 255 to 3905 code for a protein of 1216 amino acids. Lineage: Eukaryota; Metazoa; Nematomorpha; Gordioida; Chordodea; Parachordodidae. Gene Ontology annotation, biological process: protein localization to ciliary inversin compartment. Gene Ontology annotation, cellular component: ciliary inversin compartment.
AUGAAUUCUAUUGAAAUUAUUACAGUUUUAGUUGUUAUCUUCAAAUUUUUAAUUUAAUAUGUUUAUGUCCAUAACAUUUUGUAUUUUAUAUUCACUAAAAAUUCUCCUAUUUAGCAAAUUAAUGUUUUUCCAGUUUCUAUAAGAAUCAGAAUCAUGAUCAGCCAUGAAUAAACCAGGUGAAAUCCAAAGUUAGGAAAUUCAGAAAUAAAUUGGAUAAUAAAGAUUUGAGACUUUCGAGGGGUAGAAAAAGUCCCAUGAAUUCAAAGCUUCAUGAAGCCUGUGUAGAUGGUAAAUUGGAGAAAGUGGAAUCUCUCUUGUUAAAAAGUGACAUAAAUAUGAAAGAUGAAAAUGAUAGAACGCCAAUACAUAUCGCAUGUUUAAAUGGGCAUUUGGACAUACUAAAAGCGAUUCUGCAAUACUGCCCUAACCUAGAUUUUAGAGAUAAAUUUGGGAUGACUCCAUUGAUUAUAUGCAUAGCUUAUAAUCACCCCGAUUUGGCUUACUAUUUGCUCGAAUCAGGGGCUAACGCUUUAGUAACCGAUGACACAGGUUCAACCGCUUUACAUUACGCUCUAAAGAAUUCUUUUGAGGAUGCUACAAAAAUUUUGGUUGGAUAUUCAGACAAUUUAAACAUCAAGGAUAAAGAAGGUAUAGCACCUUUACAUGUUGCGGUUGCUAACAAAGAUAAAAUAGCAACACAACUUUUAUUAGAAAAUGGAGCUGAUCCAAACGUGAGAGAUAGUGAACUCAAAACUCCGUUGAUGCUGAGUUCUAUUUUUGGGCAGGAUGAGCUAGUGAACUUGCUAAAUAAUUACAAUGCUGACCCAAAUUUGCGAAGCGAUGCCGGAAAGAAUGCCUACGAAUACGCUAUUCAAUUUAAUAACAUUUCUUGUGCGGAAAUCCUCCAAACGGUAACAAGGAGAACAUCAAGCCCGACGACAAAACCGACAAUAAUUAAUCAGCCAAAAAUUCAAGAGAAAUUCAAUAAUGAUACUUCAACUAAUUCCAAUGAUGAUUUGGAGAAAGCUUUACCAUGUUUCAAUAGAUCACAAGAUUUCAAAUUUACAGCACCUGUAAAACGUAUAACCAAAAUAGGGAAAAAUAUCAAGGAUAUUUGGGAUGAUAGCAGCGAUGAUUUAGGAGAACCAUUUAUUGAUGAUGACCUGAAAUAUUCUUUAGAGAAAUAUAAAAGGAAAAAUUCGCGUUUGAGUAUCCCCCCUCCGAUUAUUCCAUCAAAGGAAAAAAUAUUAGCCCACGCCAAUGACGAUAUUGACGAGGAGUACAUUUGGAGUGACAUCGAGGAGAACAAUAAGGAGUCGCUUCCUCAUAUCUACGAAAACUUUACUGUGUAUAAGGGUUGGAAAGAUAAUGAGGACAAUUUUAAAUCUGUACACGAUAUUAACAUCGUAUCACCUUUAAAGGAUAAAAAUGUGAUUUCGGAUGAAGAAGAGGAUAAGUUAUCCCAAGAUUUUUUCGAUAAAAUCUUUUCAGAAAGCAAAUUAUCAAAUGAAAAAAGGGAUACUCCUAGAUUGAAAAACCAAAAAUCCGAUAUUCUGAGCAGCACAACGACAGAGGGUACGAAUCGCCGAUUAAGCAAAAACCCAUUUAUUAGUGGUGACUUGUUUGAUACAAAUUGCACAAGCGUAGACUCAAUAUUAGAAGAUAAAAUUAGCAAAAAUGGGGACAGUAAAAAAGUAAAUUCCAAAAACGUAGUCGAUAAAAAUUUAUAUCGUUCUAAAAUUUCUGAAACUUCCAUUGAUAGCGUGCUUGAUUUAAUUGAACAGAAAAAUGAAAUACCACCUUUGGAAUUUGAUAAAGUUAUCUCCCCAAAAGAUAUAUUUCCAAAUUUACAUAUAUUUAAUGGAGAUAAAGAGUUAUUGGUAGAAAACCCUGAUAGAUUAAUAGAGAAAACUUUAAUACCUGGUAUAGUAAAAGUUAGUAAUGAAUCAAAUAUUAAAUCAGCAUCCACAAAUGUUGAAGAUCCGAUCACUGUUAAGGCUGAAAAUAGUUAUUCCAAGAAUAAUGUAUAUGCUAAUGCCUUUUCGGAAAAUGACUUAGAUAUGAUUAAACCCUCGCUAGUGUUAAGCCCUCAAAAGAAAUUAAAUUCAGAGAAUAAUAUGUCUCAUAAAACAACGUUUAAAAAUUCAAGAAUCUCAGGACCUAACGAAUUUCCGCCUUACGUUUAUUAUGAAAACCGUUUUGGGAAUUCUUGCAAUAAAAUAAGAAAUAACUACUAUUUUGAUGAAGUUUUAAAUGGUAAAAAUGUAUUCACUCCUUUUGCGAGUGACCCAGAUAUGUUAAUUGAGAGAAACUUAGGCUCUUCUAUGUUAUUUGCUAAUGAUCAAACCAUAAAUUUGAAUACAGAUGGGAAAUUAGCAAUGCUAAAUGAAAAGAGGUAUGAUAGAUAUCAAGGUGAUAAUUUAUUCGAUACCUCGGGGGAAAAUAUUAGAAGCACCAUUAUUACUAAUCGUCAAAUAACCGAUAAUGUACAGUCUUUUAACGAUGACCUGCAAAAAAUAAUGUUUCAAAACGAUAAUUUUACUCGAAAACUAGAAAAAUUAAUCAAUAAUCUCUCAUUAAAUCCUUCAUCAACUGAUAAAAAGGAAUCACCAGAUCUGAUCUUUAUAAAAACUAAACUAGAGGACAUAAUUAGCCGUCAACAAACUUCAUAUAAUUUAUUAGAUAAUCUUCAACACCCAGAACACUCUAAUUACAAAAGGCUUUUAGAUCUUACAGAAAAUUUAAGAGGUAUAGAAGAUGCUGUAUGUAAUCUAAAGGACUCGUUUGGGGAUCAGUUAAAGAAAAAAACUGAUUUGAUACUAAAACGAAUAAAGAAUGUCGGGGAUAUUAAAAACGAAGACCAUUUGAGAGAAGUUUUGGACGAAUUUAUGAAAACUCAAAAAGAAUUAAAAUCUGACCAUGAUGUGAUGUUAGAUCAAAUUGCUAAAUUAAAGGAUGAUUUGGAAGAAACUAAAGAAAAAACUAAAGCCAAUAUACUCACAAAUACUAAAAAUGAACUCCGAAAUCACACUUUCAAUGAAGUUUCAAAACAUGAUACGAAUUAUAAAAUGAUCGAAGAAUUAUAUUCCCAAAAUACGUCCCUGAGGAUUAAAUAUAUGGAACAAAUCAAGGAAAAUCUAUCUAACAAUAACGAGAAUCACCUUGUACAAAACAAGAUUAGUGAUCUGUUCGAUAAAGUUAACUUUCUAAAAUCUAUCUUAACACAAUUAAUUGAAGACAUUAGGGCUCAUGAAAAAUAUGUCCUUCCCCGCAAGAUUAAUAAUGCAGUGCUAGGAAAAACAUUAUUCCAUAUUCAUCAAAUCAAGUCAAAACUUUUAAAUGUGUUAAAAGAAAUGGAGAAAACGCCUCAAAUUUUGGAUAUAGUAGAGGCGGGUGCUAAGUUCAAGAACGCAUCAUACAGUGAUAGACCCUCAGACAUGGAAUUUGAUAAAGGCACAUCAUAUGAAUUAAAUCUGAUUUAUCAUAUCAUUCGCCGAAUCACAUUGAUGAUAAAAUAUAUUAAACAUGAUAAUGAUAAAGAAGAUAUUGCUGUAGAUUUGACAAGUAUUCUCGAGGCAUCUAGAAAUGAAGUGAUAAAAUUAAAAAAAGAGAAAUCCGAAUUACUAAACGCUAACACAAAAUGGAUAAAUUCUUUGCGGGAAACCCAAGAAGAAUUGGAUAGACUCAAACAUGAUCAAAGUUUUUCUACGAUUGAAAACACAGUUAAAUUAGAAAUCAAUCAAAAACUAGGAGAAAUCAAUACCUUUCUUCAGAAGCAAUUUAUAGAAAAUAAAAAGAUCGAUGAAGCAAAUGCGAAAAAUAUGACAAAACUGAAAAAAUGUUGUGCCGCUAAAAUCAAAUAUUUGAAGGUCUCGAGAAUUUUGAAUUCAAUAAACACUUGUUAGCAGAAAGGGAGGUUUUAUACACCAAAAUCAGGAAUGCGAAAAAUGAUUUUUGAAUUCAAUUAUUACAUGGCAGACAAUUAUUUAUUAUAUGUUAUAACAUUUAUAUAAUUAUCUAUAUUAUGUUAUAUAAUUAAAUGACUCAUUUGUCCUUUCA